UCUUGAUACACCAUUUUUGUAGUCCCAAGUUCCUUAACAAUACAUAAAGACUUAAAAGGGACGACCUGGUGAACACAAGGAAGUAUAGAAGAAAAGAUGGCUUCUCACAUGGGUUGUUUUCUUGGAUGCGUGCUCAUUGUAGUAGCUCUGCUUCAGGGAGCCGCCGCGAAAACCCACAUAGUCGGAGACACUUCAGGAUGGACUGUUCCUUCAUCUAGCUCCUUUUAUGUUAACUGGGCUGCGAGCCAAACCUUCAGCGUCGACGAUAUUCUAGAGUUUAAUUUUCAAACUGGUUCGCACGACGUGGCUGUGGUCUCAAAGGCUGAUUAUACUUCCUGCACCAAGGGGAACCCCAUCGGGAGCAUCAUAAACACAGGCCCAGCAAAAAUCACCAUUAAUUCAACAGGAGAUCACUAUUACAUCUGCACCUUUGGUCAACACUGUGAAAAUAACCAGAAGCUGGCAAUCACCGUUGGCUCCACUAAUGGCACCACUCCCACUCCCACUCCCACUCCCACCUCGUCACCAGGACCUUCAAGUUCAACAACCCCAACAACCCCUACUGGAACUUCACCCACCUCUUCACCCAGCUCUGCCUCGUCUCUCACUGUUGGCGGCUUCUCUUUUCUUCUGCUAUCCACUGUCAUCGCUUUCUUUUAUUAGGACUUUGUUUUGUAUACAUCAUCACCGUAUCUAGAGAUGAUUUUCUGUCUUUUUUUUUUUUUUUUUUUUCUCUAGCUUCUUCCUUGAGGCAUAUAUAUGACGUUGUAAUUCUUUUUUAUUAAACAUUUACGGUUAUUAUUUUUGGUUUUUGGAGAUAUUGUAUUUUACGGUUGCUCAAUAAAACUAAUCCACUAUGCUGGUCAGUCCCUUAA
Messenger RNA from Macadamia integrifolia, 875 nucleotides. RefSeq names its product umecyanin-like. Gene Ontology annotation, cellular component: plasma membrane. Bases 97 to 663 code for a protein of 188 amino acids. The record is from RefSeq and is a predicted model, not a curated record. NCBI's taxonomy places the organism in Eukaryota, Viridiplantae, Streptophyta, Magnoliopsida, Proteales, Proteaceae. Gene Ontology annotation, molecular function: electron transfer activity. The transcript is spliced from 2 exons.